This is a messenger RNA of Bolinopsis microptera, 2622 nucleotides long. RefSeq lists its product as uncharacterized. Gene Ontology annotation, molecular function: transmembrane signaling receptor activity. The coding region runs from base 1 to 2622 and encodes 873 amino acids. Lineage: Eukaryota; Metazoa; Ctenophora; Tentaculata; Lobata; Bolinopsidae. Gene Ontology annotation, cellular component: plasma membrane. Gene Ontology annotation, biological process: cell surface receptor signaling pathway. The transcript is spliced from 12 exons. The record is from RefSeq and is a predicted model, not a curated record.
AUGGGUAGCGAAGCGUCACUUACAUGUGUCGUCGAAAAUGAGUCGGAUAACUCAGAUAUAACUUGGUUCAAGGGCGAGUCGCAACUCCUUAGUCCAGAUGACAACUACGGAUUUGAUAUCGAUACAGAUGCACUAACUUCUAUUUUGACUAUCAAAGUUCUGGAUGAUACUCACACUACAUCCUACUCAUGCACGUACGGUAACGAUGGAGCAUCAUUACCGCCCCUACCUAUAACUAAAAAGGUAAAGGUGUACGUGGUGGGCUACAGUGAGCAACCAGACAACACGUUUAGUGAAGUCGGAGCGGCCCUCACCCUCAGCUGUACUGUACAGGGAGAUGCUGCCACCACAAUCACGUGGACUAAAACCGUUGAGGGGGUUGAAUCAAACCCAACUCCUGAAACUCCAAAAUCCCCUACACUGUUUGAAACCUCGAGUGAACUUAGAAUUAGCAGUGCUCAAAUAAGCGACUCGGGAUCUUAUAAGUGCAGUGCCACGUUCGGGGAAACAACUGUGGAAAGUACUGUCGCUGCAGUCACCGUUCUUGACAUCGGUAUCAGCGAGGACCCAGUAAGGAUAGGCUUCCUAACAGGAGAGUACGGUAGUUUGUCGUGCAAGGUAAAGAACCCGCCGGAUAACCCGGUCACUGUCUCCUGGAUACAGGAGACAGCAGAUGGAGAUGAAGUGGUUGAAGAUCAGUACAUCCGAUGGGCUGAUGAGAGCCCUGUUUUCAGCUCCACUCUAGUAUACGACAGUGCCACCCAUGAUAAUGCUGGUGUUUACAAGUGUAAAGCAGACUACACUGUAGAUGGUAAAACAUACUCUCGGGAAAGCGCACCUGUUGAUCUCUUUAUUAGAGAGCUCCAACAAAAACUAGACGAGAUCACUCUGGUGAACCUGCCAGCCGAUACUAGCAAGGUUACCAUGGUUACUAAGGUAUUUACCUGCACUUACAAGGGAGAUGACGGUAUUGAGAGCAUCUCCUGGAAUUUAGAUGGGGAUAUAUGGGACGAAGCUAGACAUACCGGGUGGUCAACAGUUGACGGAUCCUACCUUGCCGAUGGCACAUGGGAGAGCACGUUGACAGUAACCAGUCUCACGAAAACCAGCGGAAAGCUAGUAAAAUGUAUCGUGAACUUCAAAACAGACUCUUACAACAAUGCGCUGGCCUCCGAAAGCAACUUUGUUGUCCGCUCAAUCUCUGAGGCGCCCGAUGCGCAAACAAUUUCUGAUCAGGCCUCAGUGGAUAUCAGCUGUAUUUACGCCGGUACCAACGACCCGGAUACCGUUCAGUGGAGAGUUGACGGUUCAGCGAAGACAUCAGCCGAUACUGCUGAUACCGGUUUUACUGUCACCACAGGAGUGUUCCAUGGUUCUACAAAUAACGAAAGAAAAACCACCUUGACAAUAACCGGCCGAGAAUACACAGACGCACAAAAAAUUAUCAAGUGUGAGUUUAUCUUCUCCACAAAUCUCCCGCAAGAAACCAUGGAAGCUUCUACAACUCUACUCUUCCGAGGAAUUGUUACGCCACUGGAUGCGAACUACUACUCGAUUGGGAAGGAUUCUGUUUCCUUUACUUGCGAACUAGGAGUAGGAGCUGCUGGGGAUGUCCCUACUUUUACUGCAUGGUACCUCAACUACAAUGAAGCAGAUAUAUCGAAAAACACGGAACUAAAAAACGAGGGUGACUACGUCAUAGUAACUAACUCUCAGAUCAAUAGCGGAAAAAUGGAAACUACUCUGACUAUCUCUAGUGCCAAUAUUGCAGUCACUCUUGCUGGGAAAUACACGUGUGCAUUCUCAUAUGACAACGGAGAUAUCUAUAAGUCUGAAGGAAACCUUGUUGUACGGCUGGUCACCAUAAUACCUUCCGAUGCCCAUAUCUACAGCUACCGAGAUGACGGGUUACAAUUGUCAUGUACAAUUGAGUCGAGUGACACUACUACCGGUGUAACAUGGUCUGGGCCAACAGGGUUUGAUCCGUCCGGUAUAACCAGGAUUAAUAAUGUUAACACUUACAUUCUGACUCUUCCAACCGAUGCUGCUGCAUCCCAGUACAGCUGUGAAUUUGCUUUUACUGAUGGACCUACUUUCAAGCCGGUUGGCAUCUUUCUCGAUGUUAACUUGAACGUGAUCGAGAUGACGAACCCGACCAAGAUGUACAGUACCUAUGGGGUUGGUGUUACCGUUACUUUCUCCUGUUCAGCUGGGUCUCGCGAGGAGAUGAGUGACCUUAACUUCUGGGACGGAACCCAGGAAGUUACAGCAACUAGGAGGAGCUAUGAACACGGCAAGACGAAUGCUGAGUACGAUUACGUGGUUGAUACUAAAGAUAAGGAUGCGGAGUUUAAAUGCUACAAAAGUGCGGAUGAAACUUCCGAUUCUACUACUCUUGAUGUGAUGACCUGGACACAAGAGCUUGCAGAGUCAACUGAAGGUUCUGCUGGAGAUAGUGUAGUCUUGCUUUGUAAGGCAGAGUGGAACACAGUCGACCAGAACAAACCAGCCUUCACGUGGUUAAAGGGAGCUACAGUCGCUGAGGAGACCAACAGCAGGUACAGAAGACACGUCAGGAAAAACGUGGGUUCAAAGCGAGUUAACGAUCACUCUUGCUCUUGA